GUAAUAAUCAAAACAAUGAAUGUCGAUAACUAAAGUAACACGAGUUUUUCAUCUAAUAUAAGAACAAUUUUUUGAUAUAUCGCAAAAAUGCUGAAGCCAAAAGUCCUAACCGAAGUAUUAAGUCAAGCAAAUACGGGUGGCGUCGAGACAACAUUGCUGCUCACCACAGAAGGCUCUCUCUUAGCUUACAGCGGAUACGGAGACAAAGAUGCCAGGGUAACGGCUGCCAUCGCCAGCAACAUCUGGAGUGCCUACGAAAGGAACGGCAGAAACGUAUUUAGAGAAGAUCACCCCCAAAUAGUGCUCAUGGAGUGCCAGGAGGGCCGCAUAGCCAUCACACAAGUAGCCAAUCUCCUUCUAUGUUUGUACGCCAGAAGUAUUGUCGGUUUCGGAAUGUUGAAAGAGAAAGCCACGGCCCUGGCUUUGUAUUUAGAGAAUCCUUUGAAACAAGUAGCCUCUUCUAACAUGUAGUAUUAAAGUUAUAUUUUUUUAUUACAACUAUAAGAAUUUAUGAAUAGCGAGUUAGUAUAUUAUCUUUUUUUUUAUUUAAACUUCAUAUUUAAGGUUGGUUGUUUAAUAAAAUGAAAACGAAAAUUAGUCUCA
Molecule: messenger RNA, 603 nt
Organism: Phyllotreta striolata
Lineage: Eukaryota; Metazoa; Arthropoda; Insecta; Coleoptera; Chrysomelidae
Source: the annotation of a GenBank genome assembly